Myodes glareolus (Bank vole) is the source of this 820-nucleotide messenger RNA. Lineage: Eukaryota; Metazoa; Chordata; Mammalia; Rodentia; Cricetidae. The record is from RefSeq and is a predicted model, not a curated record.
AUGCAGACCCAGUGGAUGCUGGCAGCUUUCCUCAAUGUGGAGGAGGCCGCGGGCAAGGUGGCCGCCGCCCUGACCUGGCUGCUCGGGGAGCCCGUGCUGUGGCUGGGUUGUCGCGCGGACGAGCUCCUGAGCUGGAAGAGGCCGCUGCGCAGCCUGCUCGCUUUCCUGGGUGCCAACCUGCUGUUCUGGUUCCUUGCGUUGACUCCGUGGAGAGUUUACCAUCUCAUUUCCGUCACUCUGCUUGGGCGUGUGAUCAUGCAAAUCAUCAAGGACAUGGUUUUGUCUAGGACAAGAGGUGCGCAGUUGUGGAGAAGCCUCAGUGAAAGUUUGGGCCUGAGCUCAGCGUGAGCCUGGCUUCCGACUGUGGGGCUUUCUUCAGCAUCCCUCAUGGAGCUGGUGACGCGCGGGGACACAUAAGCAUGCAUACAGACUUCAGACAUUUAAGGACUUUGUAGACUCUGCAAGUGUUUGCACUGCGGCAGUUCGUCAUGCCAACGCCAGCCUCUGAUUUCCAGCAGCAACAAUGGUAAUUGGGGCUUUUUGUUCAGAUGCCUUGUUGAGUCAGCGUAAGUACCCAGAACAGCCAUUUGUGCAAAUGUGACUCUAGUGAGCAUACUCCAAGACCGGCUCAUCCUUCACCUGUUUGCUCCACAACAGGGGCUUCACAAACUGUGUGUGGAAUUUGUAGAGCGGUUGCUCUACAAUUAAAAACUUUUGUGACUUUGUCCUUGUAUUAGGUUGAGACCGACUCUUGAGCCUCAUAGUAUCUUUUAAUUUCUGCAAAACGAUGGCUGUUCAUUUAAUAAAAUCCUCUGUUAAU